Oryza sativa Japonica Group (Japanese rice) is the source of this 1478-nucleotide messenger RNA. RefSeq names its product E3 ubiquitin-protein ligase RING1-like. The record is from RefSeq and is a predicted model, not a curated record. Gene Ontology annotation, molecular function: ubiquitin protein ligase activity. Gene Ontology annotation, biological process: protein ubiquitination. Lineage: Eukaryota; Viridiplantae; Streptophyta; Magnoliopsida; Poales; Poaceae. Gene Ontology annotation, cellular component: cytoplasm.
UCUCCUCGAGUCGAGUCGAGAAUUGUUAGAUUUAGGUCUCCCCCAUAUCCCCAUUCCCAUCUCUCUCUCUCGAGUCUCGACGGCGGCUGCUGCUGCGGCGUCGCCUGCGGUGCGAUGUCGUCGUCUCCGGCGCAUGCUCAGCGCUUCUACUGCCACCAGUGCGACCGCACCGUCCCCAUCCCGCCGCCCACCUCCCCCGACGCCGACGUCCUCUGCCCGUUCUGCGGUGGAGGCUUCGUCGAGGAGCUUGGGGAGGACAUCAACCCCAACCCCAACCCCAACCCUAGCCCCUUCCUGCCACACCACCCCUUCUUCCCCUUCGCCUCCCCAUCCUUCGACCUCCGCAACCCUAGCGACCUCGCGGCCUUCUUCGGGCCCCCCUCCCCCUCCCCCUCCCCCUCCCCAGCCGCCAGGCACUUCGACCCCUCCAACUUCCUCCAUGAUCACUUCACCGGCCUCCUCUCUGGCGGCGCCACCAUCCAGAUCGUCCUCGAGGGCUCCUCCGCCUCCCUCCCCCUCGGGGGCGCCGCCGCCGGGCCCGGGGGGAUCAGCCUCGGCGACUACUUCGUCGGCUCUGGCCUCGAGCAGCUCAUCCAGCAGCUCGCCGAGAACGACCCCAACCGCUACGGCACCCCUCCUGCCGCCAAGUCCGCCGUCGCCGCGCUCCCUGACGUCGCCGUCUCCGCCGACAUGAUGGCCGCCGAUGGAGGGGCCCAGUGCGCCGUCUGCAUGGACGACUUCCACCUCGGAGCUGCCGCCAAGCAGCUCCCCUGCAAACACGUCUUCCACAAGGAUUGCAUCCUCCCCUGGCUCGACCUUCACAGCUCCUGCCCCGUUUGCCGCUUCGAGCUUCCCACCGAUGACCCUCACCACGCCCACCCAACCCUUGGAUCUCACCGCCCCGCCGCACCCGCCUCUGCCUCUGCCUCUCCCUCUCCAGCUCCACCACCUAGGCUGGCUGAGAGAAGGUUCAGGAUAUCGCUGCCAUGGCCUCUCCGUGCUGCGUUUGGCGGCCAGGCGGAGAGCAGCAAUCCUACCAAUCAGGAUCCUGUUGGUGGUUCUACUGAUGCUUCCGGUUCUGGCAACAACAAUGCAACUGGAGGUCAUCGUGGCUACGAUGAUCUUGACUGAAGAGCAUCGGACAAAGAGGGGAUGAGGAGGGGCGAGGGACAUUGUUUGGAGAAGAGGUGCGCCGCGGCAAUGAAGCUAGCCUAUUCCGUUCUAUUCACCUAUCAAUGACGAGAAGAAAUGUUGGAUUUUUUCCCCCUUCCUUAAUUGUGGCAUGGAUUUACUAUUGCUGGUUUUGGGGUCCUCUGGUGGUGUAGAGAAUUUUCUAUGGGGGCCCUUUUCUUGGUGACAUGGACAUAGACUGGUGGUGAAAAAAAAGAAAGGAUGGUGGUGGGGAUGUUAUACAUUUUAAGUACUAUAUGUUACUUGUCAUAUAUACAUAUCUGGGAGAUCUGAAAGCUUUCCUCUGA